Messenger RNA from Oryza sativa Japonica Group (Japanese rice), 2895 nucleotides. RefSeq names its product phosphatidylinositol 4-phosphate 5-kinase 6. Gene Ontology annotation, biological process: phosphatidylinositol phosphate biosynthetic process. The record is from RefSeq and is a predicted model, not a curated record. Gene Ontology annotation, molecular function: ATP binding; 1-phosphatidylinositol-4-phosphate 5-kinase activity. Gene Ontology annotation, cellular component: plasma membrane. Lineage: Eukaryota; Viridiplantae; Streptophyta; Magnoliopsida; Poales; Poaceae.
AAAAAAAAAGGAGAGAAAAUUAUCAUCCCACCCUGGCGCCUCCUCUCCACCCACCGACUCCCGAGACAAUGCCGCCGCGGCGCGCGCGGGCGCGCGGCGGCAGCAGCAGCCGGCGCCGCUGCUAGAUCCCACGUUCGCCGCGCGCGCGCGCGGGCGGCCUCGCCGUGGGGCUCGAGGCGACGCGACCAAUGCGCGAGCACGAACGGCGUGGGCGAGGGAGAGGAGGAGGAGGAGGAGGACGCGUGUCACCGAUGCCCCCCGGCGAGGACGCCGACACGGCGUCGUCCUGCAGCGGUGCCGACGAAGGCGAGGCGCAGGCGCAGGCGCAGGGGAAUGAGCAGCAGCGCGCGGAGCGGGUGCUCCCCAAUGGGGACCUGUACACGGGGCAGUGGCGCGGCGGCUCGCCGCACGGCGCCGGGAAGUACCUGUGGGCGGACGGGUGCAUGUACGAGGGGGAGUGGCGGCGGGGGAAGGCGACCGGGCGGGGGAGGUUCUCGUGGCCGUCGGGCGCCACCUACGAGGGGGAGUUCCUCGACGGCUUCAUGCACGGCGCCGGCGCCUACGUGGGCGCCGCGGGGGACACCUACCGCGGCGCCUGGGCCAAGAACCUCGAGCACGGCGCCGGCGAGAAGCGCUACGCCAACGGCGACUGCUACGACGGCGAGUGGCGCGCGGGCCUCCCGGAGGGCUGCGGCCGCUACGCGUGGCGCGACGGCACCGAGUACGCCGGCGGCUGGCGCGCGGGCCUCAUCCACGGCCGCGGCGCCCUCGUCUGGGCCAACGGCAACCGCUACGACGGCGGGUGGGAGGGCGGCCGCCCCCGCGGCCAGGGCACCUUCCGCUGGUCCGACGGCAGCCUCUACGUCGGCUUCUGGGGCCGCGAGGCCCCCGGCGGCGCCGUCCACCAGAAGGGCGUCUACUACCCGUCCCCGGCGGCGGCGGGCGAGUCCCGCGACCCCAGGGAGGUGUUCGCGCGGGAGCUCCCCGAGUGCGUCCGCUCCAGCACGGAAGGGCAGUCGGCGCUGCCGUCGCUGCGUUCGCUGAGGUGGCUGGCGCGGUCGAUCAGCGGCCGCGGGAGCUCGUCGUCGGGCCGGAGCAUCGGCUCCGUGGUGGGCGUGCCGCACCUCUGGGGCUCCGACGGCGAGGUCAAGCCCGACAUUGCCGACGACUGGAGGCGCCGGAGCAGCGUCAGGGAGGGGAGGGGACCGCCGCCGCCUUCGCUGGCGGCGCCGCCGCCGCCGCCGCACGUCGACAAGGGGGCGGCGCCGCCGCGGGUGAUGAAGCGGCAGGGGGUGACCAUCGCCAAGGGCCACAAGAACUACGAGCUCAUGCUCAACCUGCAGCUCGGGAUCAGGCAUGCAGUAGGAAGGCAAGGCCAGGUUAUAUUAGACCUGAAGUCAUCAGCAUUUGACGCAAAAGAAAAAGUAUGGACUAAAUUCCCUCCAGAAGGCUCAAAAUACACCCCUCCACACAAUUCUUCUGAUUUCAGAUGGAAGGAUUACUGCCCAAAGGUGUUCCGGACAUUGCGCAAGCUGUUUAAGGUUGAUCCAGCUGACUAUAUGCUAUCCCUUUGUGGAGAUGAUGCUCUCCGUGAACUCUCGUCCCCUGGUAAAAGUGGAAGCUUCUUUUACUUGACAAAUGACGACCGCUACAUGAUAAAGACAAUGAAGAAAUCUGAAGUAAAGAUGCUUCUGAAGAUGCUUCCAGCUUACUACAAUCAUGUUCGGGCAUUCGAGGAUACCCUGGUGACAAAGUUUUUUGGCCUACAUUGUGUAAAGUUGGCUGGAGCAAAUCAGAAGAAGGUUCGUUUCGUCAUAAUGGGAAAUCUUUUCUGCUCUGAUCACACUAUUCAUAGGCGAUUUGAUCUGAAAGGAUCAUCUCUUGGCCGUACAACUAACAAGCCACUGGCAGAAAUUGAUGAGUAUACAACUCUGAAAGAUCUUGAUCUUAAUUUCAUCUUUCGGUUGCAAAAACAAUGGUUCCAAGAGUUCCAAAGGCAAGUAGACAAGGACUGUGAAUUUCUUGAGCAUGAGAAGAUCAUGGAUUACAGUCUUUUAGUGGGUGUACAUUUUAGAGGUGCCGUUGAUAUUGAUGGUGACAUACCUGCAUCACCACGCCUUUCAAGAUGGGACAGGGAUCACUUUCUUUCUGACCCAAACAGGUGGUCGAAGAUUAAACUUGGGGCAAACAUGCUGUCAAGGGCUGAACUGACAAUCAGAAAGAAUGACACUGAUGUCGUUGGACAGCCAACCGGGCAGUACUGCGACGUGAUAUUAUAUUUUGGGAUAAUAGACAUACUUCAAGACUAUGAUAUCGGCAAAAAGAUCGAGCAUGCUUACAAGUCUUUUCAAUACGACUCGACAUCCAUCUCAGCAGUAGACCCAAGACAGUAUUCCAGGCGCUUCAGAGAUUUCAUAUACAACGCGUUCCAAGAAGAUCGAGCAGAGAGCUGAAAGUUUAUCUGACAAAAUGUAGCUCCAAAGUGAGGACUUUGCAAAGGCCAAAGAUCAAGCACAGCGCAGGACAGCACGGCGCUACACAAGCUCGCAUAUUCGAUUGCCUGCACCAAACUGGUCAUCUGGAAUUCGGCUGUUUUUGUAGAAGGUAUCAGUAGUUGCUGGAGCACCAUUCAGGCUGCUGGUUCCUCGCCUUCCAGGAAUCGGGAUUGACUUUCCUGUAAAUAUGAGUAGCUACGUACAUAUACACGGAGUUCACUAAUAUUUACAAGAGUAGAUGUAACAUACAGAUUCAAAAUUACACAUAGAAACAUGUAAACCACGGGUGCACAAGCCAGUCAGAGGUUGUAAAAUGUAAAUGCUCCUUUGCCUGAGGAGAUCAUUCUUUCAUGUACUGAAAACCUUUGACAUAUUGGAAGGAAUUUUUUUCUGUUCUUGA